AUGGACGCCAUCAAAAUGGUUUUUCCGAAGGAUCGCCUAGUGCCAGCAUAUGGCAAAAUACAUUUUGUCCCUUUGUCCAAAUUUAUCAUUAGCUUUAAUGGGACAACGCACGUGGGGACCUUGAUAGGGACAUACCCAUCUGGGCGUUCAAGAAUUUUGUCCGAUUUGUCGCUCUUUUCAGAUGAUUUAAUAUUGAGGGAGGACCAAGACACGAAUAGGAAUGACCACACGAAUGGGAAUCACCACAGUAACAUGAACCAGGAAGGGCAUUCACGUGUAGGGAUGCACAGAAUGGCAAACUGGUUUGAUAGGAAGAACAGUGGUUUUAAGUGGCCCCACAAGCAGCAAAAUCAUUGGAUUGAUGAGACGCAUCUUAAAUGGGACGCUGAGGGGUAUCGCAAAUUGGAGGAGCAGGAAAACCAUGACAGAUCCGAUGUGAAUUUGCGUGACAGGUCCGAUGUGAAUCUACUUGACAGGUCAGAUGUGAAUCUUCUUGACAGAUCCGAUGUGAAUUUGCGUGGCAGGUCCGAUGUGAAUCUACUUGACAGGUCAGAUGUGAACCUUCUUGACAGAUCCGAUUUGAAUUUGCGUGACAGGUCCGGUGUGAAUCUACUUGACAGAUCCGAUUUGAAUUUGCGUGACAGAUCCGGUGUGAAUCUACUUGACAGGUCAGAUGUGAAUUUGCGUGACAGAUCCGAUGAAAGUUUGUUUGACAGGUCCGAUUUGAAUUUGCGUGACAGGUCCGGUGUGAAUUUGCGUGACAGAUCCGAUUUGAAUUUGCGUGACAGGUCCGGUGUGAAUCUACUUGACAGGUCAGAUGUGAAUCUUCUUGACAGAUCCGAUUUAAAUUUGGGUGACAGGUCCGAUGUGAAUUUGCGUGACAGGUCCGAUGUGAAUUUGCGUGACAGGUCAGAUGUGAAUUUGCGUGACAGGUCAGAUGUGAAUUUGCGUGACAGGUCCGGUGUGAAUCUACUUGACAGGUCCGGUGUGAAUCUACUUGACAGGUCAGAUGUGAAUCUACUUGACAGGUCAGAUGUGAAUCUACUUGACAGGUCCGGUGUGAAUUUGCGUGACAGAUCCGAUUUGAAUUUGCGUGACAGGUCCGGUGUGAAUCUACUUGACAGAUCCGAUUUGAAUUUGCGUGACAGGUCCGGUGUGAAUCUACUUGACAGGUCAGAUGUGAAUCUUCUUGACAGAUCCGAUUUGAAUUUGCGUGACAGGUCCGGUGUGAAUCUACUUGACAGGUCAGAUGUGAAUCUACUUGACAGGUCAGAUGUGAAUCUACUUGACAGAUCCGAUUUGAAUUUGCGUGACAGGUCCGAUGUGAACUUGCGUGACAGGUCCGAUGUGAACUUGCGUGACAGGUCCGAUGUGAACUUGCGUGACAGGUCCGAUGUGAGCUUGCGUGACAGGUCCGAUGUGAACUUGCGUGACAGGUCCGAUGUGAACUUGCGUGACAGGUCCGAUGGGACAAAGGAUAGGAGGCCGCACUCCCAACGAAGUCAUGGAACACAUACAGGACCAUACUACGAUACUAUUUACUCCAGUUGGAGAAACCUUAUCAAACGAAAGUACAGGUCAAAUCUGCCAUACGGUUGCACCCGCCUUGACCUUUCCAGGAAUCUUACGGACGAAGAAAUAUUGAGCAUGCCGCAGGAAUUUUUUUUUUGGUUUAAUAAAAGGAAGGCAUUUAUUUCAUUUUUUUAUUAUGGGAUCUACUUAGAAAGGAAGUACUACGACAUGGUGAAUAACUUGAAUAGAUGGUUUUCCAGAGUAGCAGAAGCCAAUAAUUUGCCAGAUUAUUACAAGUUAGGAUGGUGGAAACAAUGCAACAAAGACCUUAUGCACGACUUGGAAUGCAUCCAAAAUACGUGUGACAAUUUCUUCCGCAGUUUUGUUCGUGAAAGGAGAGGAAAAUAUGUAUUGGCCAUGUCAUUUGAAAAUCUACUGUAUCGUGUUCGCAAGUUAACACAUGGAAGUAUUAACCGAAACAAGGAGAAAUGGACUAGUAUUUUGACACAGAACGUGAAAAGAUACAGAGAUAGGGCGAACAGGAAGCACAUUACUCAACGAAGAUAA
Molecule: messenger RNA, 2079 nt
Organism: Plasmodium coatneyi
Lineage: Eukaryota; Apicomplexa; Aconoidasida; Haemosporida; Plasmodiidae
Exons: 3
Coding region: 1-2079 (692 amino acids)
Source: RefSeq, a predicted model, not a curated record